This is a messenger RNA of Rhopalosiphum maidis (corn leaf aphid), 2613 nucleotides long. RefSeq names its product transcription factor glial cells missing-like. NCBI's taxonomy places the organism in Eukaryota, Metazoa, Arthropoda, Insecta, Hemiptera, Aphididae. The record is from RefSeq and is a predicted model, not a curated record. The transcript is spliced from 6 exons. The coding region runs from base 418 to 2352 and encodes 644 amino acids. Gene Ontology annotation, cellular component: nucleus. Gene Ontology annotation, biological process: gliogenesis; regulation of transcription by RNA polymerase II. Gene Ontology annotation, molecular function: RNA polymerase II cis-regulatory region sequence-specific DNA binding; DNA-binding transcription activator activity, RNA polymerase II-specific.
CGCGCCUGCACGCCCGUCCACCGGUCUUUCUUUUUAUAUUUCAUUUCUGCUCUCGUCUUCGUCCCGUUUUCGCUCGGACGACCGCCGCCCCGACACACGCACAGAGGCCGAUCGCGAAAAAAAAUAAUAAAAAUAGUACUUAUCGGGACCGAACUGGCAAUUAUAUUUAUAUGACGUGUACGCGAUAAGAACGACACGGUGUGUCCGUCCGGCGACGUGUCUCAUUAUCGGCGGUAACGACCACUCCCGACAAACGACACUAACUAUCACCGUCGUUUUGAAUUUACACCUCGUGUUAGACAGGCGGGACCGUGUCCUAUCUCUGUCCGCGAUAACAAACAAUAAUUAUCGGUACAGCCGCCGCGACGAGCAGCACGCGACCGCCGACGGAGGACAGCAGCAGACCGUACUUCGAUUAUGGUCGUCAUUUUUAAACAAGAAUACGAAAAUCAAAGCAUGAGCAAUGAAUAUAGUUACUCCCGCGGAAGACCUCCUGCAGAAUCUAUUUCUCGAAUCGCAGAUUGGGACAUUAACGAUUCGAUUAUUCCAAGGGUGAGUAACUUCAAUUUAUGGGAAGAAUGGGCUGACGGGCAUUGUCGCUUGGUAUACCCACCUAAUUGCGAAGAAGCAAAGAGACACGCUUCUGGAUGGGCAAUGAGAAACACCAACAAUCACAAUGUGCACAUACUAAAGAAAUCAUGUUUGGGUGUUCUGCUAUGCUCGAGAAGGUGUAUACUUCCUUCGGGAGACACUGUUCACCUAAGACCUGCUAUAUGUGACAAGGCUCGAAAAAAACAACAAGGUAAACCCUGCCCGAAUAGACAGUGUCAUGGUCACUUAGAAAUAAUGCCUUGUAGAGGACAUUGUGGUUACCCUGUCACACAUUUCUGGAGGCAUACAGAGUAUGCAAUAUUUUUUCAAGCCAAAGGUGUUCACGAUCACCUGAGACCUGAAGCCAAGUCUACUUCAGAAGCACGAAGAAGCUUUGGCACCAGCCGCAAGAUUCGAAACUUCGGCAUGAUCCUAUCUCGUGAUGUUCCUUUCAAUAAUAAAGUAUUAAAUUUAAAAAAUCAAAAACAGAAAGCUACUAUUAGUAAUGCAAGUCGCAAACAGCAGUAUUUAAGUACACAAUUGUCUCAAGAGUUGAUUGCAGAGAACCGAAGUAUAAACUCUUCCGGUUGCUCGUGUCUUCCUUAUUAUUGCGUUUGCAACAAUAAUAAUCGCCUAGCUCCCGGGCCAGAACCAGCGACGGCCAUCCUCCAGCAUCAGCAAGCCGCUUAUCCCUCUCACCACCACCACCAUCAUCGUCAUCAUCAUAACAACAACAACAACAACAAUAGUAGCAGCAGUAGCAGUAGCGACGAUGAUCUACACCCUCAUAGUCAUCAAGACUGGACGUCGGGACUGCAAAACAACUACCACGUCCUGCAACAGUUGCAGUCCGCCGAACUUCCGUCAUCGUCGUCUUCCUCGUCGGCGAUCGUCCAAAACAUGUCUGCCGCGGACUUCGGGUUCGUGACGGGGCCGCAACCCGCGUCAGCAGUUUACUGUCAACCGAUGCAGCCGACGUCCGCCGCGGCCGACGACGACGACGUGUUCCAGUUGCAGCACAUGGACGGGCGUUCGUCGGACGCGGCCGUCGCUUCUUCCGGUUACCACAAGUGUUCGCCGACGACCAUGUUGGACUUGGGCAGCGGUACCAUCCACAAGAGUCCCGGGCAGUGCGGUGACAACGGUGGCGGCGGCGGCGGAUGGCAACACUACCAGUCGGCCGCCGACUACCAUCACCAGCCGGCCGCCGCGGCGGUGCUGCACCAUAACAACCACCACAACGACCAGCAACAGUGCUACCAGCAGAUGCUGCAGCAACAGAGUUGCGGUGACGGCGUCGGCUACCACCAUCACGUCGGCCAGCAGUUGCAACAGCAGCAGCAGCACUACACCGCCACCGCCAUCAAGACCGAGGACUGUCCGGACUCGUUGGAUCUGAUGGCGUACUCGUCGAUGGCACCACACGACGUGGACUACUACGGACAGCUGUCUUCGUCUUCGGCCGACGCGGCGGUUUGCUUGAAGGGCGGCAUGCACGGCGACGGGUCCUCCUCCGCCGUCGUCGCGGACUUUAUCGGCGCGGACGCGUCCGCUUCUCACGUGGUCGACUACAUGGUCCUCGAUCCCGGCAAACUGUUGUUGGCCAACAACAAUUUUUACAUGGACUCGGCAUACUGCGGCGGCGGCGGCGGCGCGGAGACCAACAACAACAACAACGAUGUCGACGACGCCGCUGCGUUCAGCGAAUUCCAGUUGAACGCCGCUGACAUGCAUUCCUGGUCGCAGGCCAUCAAUCAAUGAACGCGCGGACCGCCGGUGAUCGUCUCAAUCGAAACUGUAUAUAUGAAUACUAUGUAUGGGGCGAUCCGAAGCGUCUGGCUUGUGUGAAGAGGCACUUCACUGUUAUUUUUUUAAAUUUUCGCCGCGCGUUAUGUGUACUGCUUCGCCUGUGAACAGUGUGUGUAAAUAUAAAUAAGAAUGUUUUAAAAAAAAGGUGUUAUUAAAAAUUGUUUGCGAGCUUGAAAUUUUUUUUGAAAUGUUUACAUAAUAUUAGAAAUUUGA